AUGAAGUUCACUCACUUCACUCUUGCUGCCGCUCUGCUGGCCACCGUCUCUGCUCAGGGUCUCGACUCUCUGCCUAGCUGCUCCAAAUCUUGCGCCAACAAUGCCAUCCCCGCCAGCUGCGGUCUCGACAUCAAGUGCAUCUGCGCUGACAAGUCCUUCCUGAGCAACAUUGCCUGCUGUGUCGCCAACAAGUGCUCCCAGGCUGACCAGGAGACCACCCUCAAGAUUGCCCGCGGUAUCUGUGCCAGUGGUGGUGUCACCGACCUCCCCACUGCCAUCUCUUGCUCAGCCACCUCCUCCGGCACCAUGACUGCCACCUCCACCGGUACCAUGACCGGUACCUCCUCCAUGACUAUGACUGGCAGCGCCAUGUCUUCCGCUGCUUCCAGCAUGAGCUCCGCCGCCUCUUCUGCCUCGUCUGUCGCGGCUUCCCUGUCCUCGGCUGCCUCUUCCGCCGCCUCCUCUGCUUCUUCUGUUGCGGCUCUCCCCACCAAUGCUGCUGUCCUUGGUCAGACCCGUGACACCUCUUUGAUUGCUGCUGCCGGUGCUGCUGCCGCCUUCGCCAUGUUGGUUUAA
Molecule: messenger RNA, 576 nt
Organism: Penicillium diatomitis
Lineage: Eukaryota; Fungi; Ascomycota; Eurotiomycetes; Eurotiales; Aspergillaceae
Product: CFEM domain-containing protein
Exons: 3
Coding region: 1-576 (191 amino acids)
Source: RefSeq, a predicted model, not a curated record